Molecule: messenger RNA, 1923 nt
Organism: Dicrocoelium dendriticum
Lineage: Eukaryota; Metazoa; Platyhelminthes; Trematoda; Plagiorchiida; Dicrocoeliidae
Source: the annotation of a GenBank genome assembly
GAGUCUCAUCUUACCAGAUGAUGAGAUGUUAGUCUGCCGUCAAUCAAAGGUGCGCAAUGCUGCAAUUGAACCGACGUUACUGUGCGGAUCAGAUGCACUGGUACUUCCCCUUAAUAACUAACGCUGUUAUUCCAAGUGUCGGCCGGCGGCCGAAAGAAUUGCGCGCUUGCCUUGUAAUCCGGAAGUCAACGGUGCGGACCCGCAUAGAUACUAGCGAUCUCCUGACGCAAUCAGCCAACGCGCGACCAGUGAUUGGUCGUGUGACACCGAAGCGUCGAUACCGUGUGACGGCGUAUUGGUGAUGACUUUUACUGCCUCACUGUAGCCGAGUACAGUUGCUUGCCAUGAUUCACGAAUAUGUGCUGUGGCUACUCGACGUUAUUUCACUCUCCGCAACGGCUUUUGUUGUCUUGUUCUCUUCUCCACCGAAAAACUUUUUCACCAUUCACCCACUCCUUGCUUCUGUAAGUGUCCUAAUUAUAAUGCCCCUGGGUGUCCGUUUAAUGGAUAAGCGUGUUCCAUUUUUUAAUAUGCGUUCUACGUACAUGCGGACAAAAUGGCAUUGGAUUGUCCAGAGCAUCUCGAUUGUGCUUCUCUACACUGCUGUUGCCGCGGUUUAUUUGAACAAGAUUCAAGGCGGUAAACCACAUUUUACCACCUGGCAUGGAUGUUGCGGUCUCCUUUCUGUCCUUUUUGCAACAACCCAAAUACUUGCCGGAUUUUGGUUAGAUUGGAGCCUGUGGCCUAUUCGCCGCUGGCUCUCAUUUUGCAAAGCUCGCUUGUCCCAUAUGUACUCGGCUGUUUGUUUGCUUAUCAUGACCAGUAUCACGGCAGUUCUUGGAUUACAGUCCCAAUGGUUCGAACUUCAGCUAUCAAGGUGGGUACCAGAUCAUGCCGUGUCCGCAGUCUCAUCGCUCCUUAGUGCCAUGGUGUUUUCCGGCCUUAUACGUGUGUGGCUACAGGUCAAACGUGUUGGAGUAUCUCCGUCCCUGCAAAGUUCACCACAAAAUCCCUCCAUGGGUCAGAGUGAGGAACAUGAGAGACAUGACACUCGCAUUUCAGUCUACUAUAUUCUUCCGAUGCUCGCUGUUAUGCUUACUUUGGAUUUUCAGCCCAAUUAUGCGAUAGACUUUUGCUGUAUGUCGCCACUUUAUUUUCUCUUUAUGUUUCGAUAUUUGAUAUUUCAUCCUAUCUUUUUCAGCGGAGUUACAUUUAAUCCGUUUACAUUUGACUAAACCUCUCGCUCUUAAGCCCAUUUCAGCUUCUUUAUUUCGGUAACACCGUUUUGGGGGCCUGAAUGCACGCGUUUACUGAUCGGCGUUCCAGCUUAACUAAUGUGCAGAGUUUCGCCUGUUACCGGUCUUGCGACGGUGGAACAUCUCAACAAAACCAGUAUUCACAGUCGCCGAUGCUUGGGUGUGAUUAAUGAGCCGGAGGGGAUUGACGUACUCUUUUGGUCAUGCAAACUCACCUGAGCAACUUCCUCGCGUUUUUGUGUGAUAUUUUAAUCCAUCUACUCUAGUUCGUUGAUAUAAACGAAUUUUACCAUCCACAUUGCACCCCGUGGCAGUUGUAAUUCACUUACACAUCAUUUUCUUUUAUUCAGAAGCCCGGCACGGUAUUCUCUAUCACUUGACAAGGCUACACAGUUUCACACCCUUACUGUCAUCCCUCUCGAAAUUUCUCAACAAAAUCUUGCGGUAGGUUUAGGAUUAUUCGGUCGAUUGCGGUUCUCGUAUCAGAUGGGUUAAAUUGUCAUUCACUCAUUAAGCACCGGGAUUUUAGUUAUGUCGCUACGGUCGACGCUUUAGGUUGCUCAUCCAGUCUUUAGAGUCUGUUUGGGCCGGUUCCGACUAAUUGCGUUAUUUUCGCAAUUCAACCGUCAGUACAUAGCAGACUGCUUUUUCGCUUCUACUUGACUGC